This is a messenger RNA of Aspergillus steynii IBT 23096, 1473 nucleotides long. Its product is annotated as ribose phosphate diphosphokinase subunit PRS1. The coding region runs from base 1 to 1473 and encodes 490 amino acids. Gene Ontology annotation, biological process: 5-phosphoribose 1-diphosphate biosynthetic process; ribonucleoside monophosphate biosynthetic process; purine nucleotide biosynthetic process. The transcript has 5 exons. Lineage: Eukaryota; Fungi; Ascomycota; Eurotiomycetes; Eurotiales; Aspergillaceae. Gene Ontology annotation, cellular component: ribose phosphate diphosphokinase complex; cytoplasm. The record is from RefSeq and is a predicted model, not a curated record. Gene Ontology annotation, molecular function: magnesium ion binding; ribose phosphate diphosphokinase activity.
AUGCGGGGAGUUCAGAUUUUUUCCGGGACAUCUCAUCCCUUGCUUGCAGAUACCAUCUGCGAACGCUUAGGCACCCAGCCUGCCCGGGCCAACCUUGGGAAGUUCGCCAAUGGCGAGACCAGUGUCAACAUUGGUGUCUCGGUUCGGAACCAAGAUGUCUACAUCGUCCAGAGCGGCAGUGGGAAGAUCAAUGACAGCGUAAUGGAGCUGCUGAUCAUGAUCUCUGCUUGCAAGGGUGGUUCCGCCAAAUCCAUCACAGCGGUCAUGCCGUACUUCCCGUACUCCCGCCAAUCCAAGAAGAAGAGUCACCGUGGUGCCAUCACCGCUCGGAUGCUGGCCAACCUGCUAUCAGUCGCCGGCGUGGACCAUGUGAUAACUCUGGAUUUGCAUGCAUCUCAAAUGCAGGGUUUCUUUGGAAAGCCCGUGGACAAUCUCUUCGCCGAGCCCUUCAUCGCGCGUUGGAUCCGCAUGAACGUCCUCGGCUGGAAGGAGGCUGUUGUCGUCAGCAAGAACGCCGGAGGUACCAAGCGAGUCACUUCAUUGGCGGACACACUCAAACUGAACUUUGGCAUCGUCACUACUGACCGACGACGCCCGAAGGUGGCUGUAACCAUGACGGACAGCACCGUGUUUUUCGACUCCAUUGAGGAAGCGGAAACCCCUGCCCCCAAAGAGCAAGACCCCUUUGUGGUGCAUGUUCAGAGCGGAAGUGAUGAGGCUUCUGAGUCCGAAAAGUCUCAGAAUGUUGCUGUCGAACCCGUUUCGGCCGGUUCCCUCUUCCCCGACCUCUCGUCCGGUGCCCGCCGCCCGUCAGAGUUGGAGGCUGCACGCGAGUACACUGACGUUCGCGUGCGGGACGUCAUCACUGGGAGACUCGUGCAGGGUCAGCUUGUAGACGAUGAUUACCCCUCGGCCGAGCCCUCGGCUCCUGUGUCCGGCGAGACCACUCCAGGACCGAACCCCAGCCAAGACAGUGAGCCCGUCUCUGAUCCGAUGGCCGAAUCUCUUAUCUCCACCACGUCCUCCCAGCCCGCGGAUCAUGCCCUGGGUGGCUCCUUUGAUGCCGCCGAAUCAUCGGACGAAGAAGGUAGCGUGGGACGGAUUGCCGAGCAGGAGAAGACUAUCACCCUGGUCGGAGAUGUUCGCGACAGGACGGUGUUCAUUGUUGAUGACAUGAUCGAUAAGAGCGGAUCCUGGAUUGCUGCCGCUGAGACGGUUGUCAAGAAGGGUGGUGCCAAGAAGGUUUACUGCAUUGCGACUCACGGCCUUUUCGGGGAUGAGUCCCUUGAGCAGAUGGAGCAAUGCAAGUCGAUUGACCACAUUGUUGUUACUAACACUUUCCCGGUUUCCCCUCAAAUGCUCAAGAAGUCGAAAAAGUUGAUUGUCAUUGACAUCUCGAGUCUUGUUGCGGAGAGUAUCCGACGUCAUCACUAUGGCGAAAGUGUUUCGGCAUUGUUCCACCUCAAUGAAUAA